Quercus robur (English oak) is the source of this 1854-nucleotide messenger RNA. Its product is annotated as probable polyol transporter 6. Gene Ontology annotation, molecular function: carbohydrate:proton symporter activity. NCBI's taxonomy places the organism in Eukaryota, Viridiplantae, Streptophyta, Magnoliopsida, Fagales, Fagaceae. The coding region runs from base 72 to 1571 and encodes 499 amino acids. The record is from RefSeq and is a predicted model, not a curated record. Gene Ontology annotation, cellular component: membrane. The transcript is spliced from 2 exons. Gene Ontology annotation, biological process: transmembrane transport.
ACACUCGCACAAACAGGCCUCAUACACGCACAGAGAGAAGACUGCAGAUAGGGGAGAGCCAUCAAUAAAACAUGGUUUCAAUGGAGGAUGGUUGUGGAGAAAAUCAGGCAAGGUUUAACAAGUAUGCCUGUGCUUGUGCUAUGGUUGCCUCUAUGAUCUCCAUUAUCUUUGGUUACGAUACUGGUGUAAUGAGUGGAGCAAUGAUAUUCAUAAAAGAAGAUCUAAAAAUAAAUGACACACAAGUUGAAGUUCUGGCUGGAAUUCUGAACCUAUGUGCUCUAUUAGGUUCCCUGGCUGCUGGAAGAACAUCUGAUUAUAUUGGUCGCCGUUACACAAUUGUCUUAGCCUCCAUCAUUUUCUUGCUUGGUGCAGUUUUGAUGGGUUAUGGCCCAUCUUAUGCAAUCCUAAUGAUGGGAAGGUGUGUUGCUGGCAUUGGUGUGGGCUUUGCACUCAUGAUAGCUCCAGUUUACUCGGCAGAGAUUUCUUCUCCUUCAUCCCGAGGAUUUCUAACCUCCCUACCCGAGCUUUGCAUUAGUCUUGGAAUCUUACUCGGUUAUUUAUCCAAUUACUUCUUCGGAAAAUUGACCUUGAAACUUGGCUGGAGAAUGAUGCUUGGAAUUGCAGCAAUCCCUUCACUUGCCUUGGCUUUUGGCAUAGUAAAAAUGCCAGAAUCCCCAAGGUGGUUAGUAAUGCAAGGGCGUCUAGGAGACGCGAAAAAGAUCCUAUUGCGAGUAUCUAAUACUAAAGAAGAAGCCGAAGUCCGUUUCCGCGACAUAAAAACAGCUGCUGGAAUUGAUGAGAAUUGCUUAGAGGAUAUUGUCAAACUUCCUAGUAAGAAUCGCGGUGAAGGGGUUUGGAAAGAACUAUUGCUCAGGCCUUCUCCUUCAGUGCGUUGGAUUUUGAUGGCGGCCAUUGGAAUUCACUUCUUUGAGCAUGCAACAGGAAUAGAGGCAGUUGUGUUAUAUAGUCCAAGAAUCUUCAAGACAGCUGGGAUCACUGGCAAGGACAAGCUCUUGCUUGCCACAGUUGGGGUAGGGCUUACAAAGGCUACAUUCAUAUUAAUAGCAACACUUUUUCUCGACAAAUUUGGGAGGAGACGCUUACUUCUUACAAGCACAAGUGGUAUGGUUUUGGCCUUAACAAUUUUAGGCUUUAGUUUAACCAUGGUGGAGCAUUCUGAAGAGAGACUCGUGUGGGCACUGAGCCUCAGCAUUGUUGCUACUUAUACAUAUGUGGCUUUCUUUUCUAUUGGGCUUGGUCCCAUUACAUGGGUCUAUAGCUCUGAGAUAUUUCCUUUGAAGUUAAGGGCACAAGGAGCCAGUAUUGGGGUAGCCGUGAACAGAGUCAUGAAUGCUGUCGUUUCUAUGAGUUUUAUUUCAAUUUACAAAGCAAUUACAAUUGGUGGGAGUUUCUUUAUGUUUGCUGGCAUCUCUGUGUUGGCAUGGGGUUUCUUUUAUUUCUUCUUGCCGGAGACUAAGGGAAAGUCCUUGGAAGAGAUGGAGGUGCUGUUCAGCAAAAACACUAGGCCUAGAAAUGUAGGUAUAGAAACUCAGCAAAGAAGCAAUGUGUAACAUACAAGUGGGAAAGAGAAACCUGGAGACUCAUGUCACUUCUUUGUUAAACUACGCCAUUAUAGUAAGUUCAUUGGGUAGGAAGAGUGUUGGGGAUCUAAGUGUUAUAAAAUUACUGGUUGUAAUUUAAACUUUGUUAUAUUCCUAGUUCAAAUUAAUGACUGGAAAUUGAUCAUUUGGUGCAAAAAUGGAAUAGGUACUUCUAUAGGCCGGUCAAAAUUCAAGCUAGGGAAAUAUAGUAUGGGCCUAUGGCCUUGUCUUGAAGGUUCAAUCCAAUUUACAG